AUGGCUAACAAUAAUGGUCCUGUUCCUUCAAAUUCUCCAAGCAAUUCAAAUUGGUUUUCGUAUGUAUACAGCGUCCAUGUAAAUAUUAUUGCUGAUGAUCAGGGUUUCAGCUAUCGUUACUCCACCGAAAAUGUGGACAAUGAACUAAAGACCGCAAUAGACCAAAAAAAGAGUCAUUGUCGUUUACAGAAAGUCGUUUUUACUUUUGUUCCUAAUGGGAAUAGGGAUGAUGAUUACUAUACAUUAACUUAUCAUGGCAGUGUAGCCGAUUUGCCGAGAGACAAAAAUAGAUUGAAAGUUCACAAAAAGUGUUAUGAAACUAGAAAGGGGGGGAUCUCACAACGCACUGUGCGUGUGGAAAGUGAGUUCCGAAAAAGUGAAAGCACUUGUAAUCUGGAAAGAGCAUAUAUUUUGUUCAGUAGUUCAGACACUUCCGAGGUGGGAAUGGUCGGAAUUUUGAAGAUUGAUUAUCAUUUUGAAUAUUUUAACAGAAUUCGUGUGUCAUAG
This is a messenger RNA of Cetraspora pellucida, 507 nucleotides long. Lineage: Eukaryota; Fungi; Glomeromycota; Glomeromycetes; Diversisporales; Gigasporaceae. The record is from the annotation of a GenBank genome assembly.